Molecule: messenger RNA, 4977 nt
Organism: Rhinolophus ferrumequinum (greater horseshoe bat)
Lineage: Eukaryota; Metazoa; Chordata; Mammalia; Chiroptera; Rhinolophidae
Gene: EPHA8
Product: EPH receptor A8
Exons: 17
Coding region: 20-3037 (1005 amino acids)
Biological process (GO): cell surface receptor protein tyrosine kinase signaling pathway; axon guidance; protein phosphorylation
Cellular component (GO): plasma membrane; neuron projection
Molecular function (GO): protein binding; ATP binding; transmembrane-ephrin receptor activity
Source: RefSeq, a predicted model, not a curated record
CCCGCCCGGCCGGCCGGCCAUGGCCCCCGUCCGGGGCCACCUGCCCCUCGCGUUCUGGGUUGUCGCGGCCGCAGCGGCGGCAGCCACCUGCGUGUCCGCGGCGCGCGGCGAAGUGAACUUGCUGGACACGUCAGCCAUCCACGGGGACUGGGGCUGGCUCACGUAUCCAGCUCACGGGUGGGACUCCAUCAACGAAGUGGACGAGUCCUUCCGGCCCAUCCACACGUACCAGGUGUGCAACGUCAUGAGCCCCAACCAGAACAACUGGCUGCGCACCAGCUGGGUGCCCCGCGACGGCGCCCGGCGCGUCUACGCCGAGAUCAAGUUCACCCUGCGUGACUGUAACAGCAUGCCUGGCGUGCUGGGCACCUGUAAGGAGACCUUCAACCUCUACUACCUGGAGUCGGACCGCGACCUGGGUGCCAGCACACAGGAAAGCCAGUUCCUCAAAAUUGACACCAUUGCGGCCGAUGAGAGCUUCACGGGCGCUGACCUGGGCGUGCGACGCCUGAAGCUCAACACGGAAGUGCGUGGUGUGGGCCCCCUCAGCAAGCGCGGCUUCUAUCUGGCCUUCCAGGACAUUGGGGCCUGCCUCGCCAUCCUGUCCCUCCGCAUCUACUACAAGAAGUGCCCCACCAUGGUGCGCAACCUGGCCGCCUUCUCGGAGGCGGUGACGGGGGCCGACUCAUCGUCGCUGGUGGAGGUGCGCGGCCAGUGUGUGCGGCACUCAGAGGAGCGGGACACGCCCAAGAUGUACUGCAGUGCCGAGGGCGAGUGGCUGGUGCCCAUUGGCAAGUGUGUGUGCAGCGCUGGCUAUGAGGAGCGGCGGGAUGCCUGUGUGGCUUGUGAUCUGGGCUUCUACAAGUCAGCUCCUGGGGACCAGCUCUGUGCCCGCUGCCCUCCUCAUAGCCACUCUGUAGCCCCUGCAGCCCAGACCUGCCGCUGUGACCCCAGCUACUACCGUGCAGCACUGGACCCACCCUCUGCAGCCUGCACCCGGCCACCGUCAGCACCAGUGAAUCUGAUCUCCAGCGUGAAUGGAACCUCCGUGACCCUGGAGUGGGCCCCGCCACUGGACCCGGGCGGCCGCAGCGACAUCACGUACAAUGCCGUGUGCCGCCGCUGCCCCUGGGCGUUGGGUCACUGCGAGUCCUGUGGGAGUGGCACCCGCUUUGUGCCCCAGCAGACGAGCCUGGUGCAGGCCAGCCUGCUGGUGGCCAACCUGCUGGCCCACAUGAACUACUCCUUCUGGAUCGAGGCUGUCAACGGCGUGUCAGACCUGAGCCCCGAACCCCGCCGGGUGGCAGUCGUCAACAUCACCACGAACCAGGCAGCCCCAUCCCAGGUGCUGGUGAUCCGCCAGGAGCGGGCAGGGCAGACGAGCGUCUCGCUGCUGUGGCAGGAGCCUGAACAGCCCAAUGGCAUCAUCCUGGAGUACGAGAUCAAAUACUACGAGAAGGACAAGGAGAUGCAGAGCUACUCCACCCUCAAGGCUGUCACCACCAGGGCCACCGUCUCGGGCCUCAAGCCGGGCACCCGCUAUGUGUUCCAGGUCCGAGCCCGCACCUCGGCAGGCUGCGGCCGAUUCAGCCAGGCCAUGGAGGUGGAGACUGGGAAACCCCGGCCCCGCUAUGACACGCGGACCAUCGUCUGGAUCUGCCUGACACUCAUCACCGGACUGGUCAUGCUUCUCCUUCUGCUCAUCUGCAAGAAGAGGCACUGUGGCUACAGCAAGGCCUUCCAGGACUCAGACGAGGAGAAGAUGCACUAUCAGAAUGGACAGGCGCCUCCACCUGUCUUCCUGCCCCUGCAUCACCCCCUGGGGAAGAUCCCGGAGCCCCAGUUCUAUGCAGAACCCCACACCUAUGAGGAGCCAGGCCGGGCGGGCCGCAGUUUCACCCGAGAGAUUGAGGCUUCCAGGAUCCACAUCGAGAAAAUCAUCGGCUCCGGAGAGUCAGGGGAAGUCUGCUAUGGGCGACUGCGGGUGCCGGGGCAGCAGGACGUGCCUGUAGCCAUCAAAGCCCUCAAAGCUGGCUACACGGAGAGACAGCGGCGAGACUUUCUGAGUGAGGCGUCCAUCAUGGGUCAGUUCGACCACCCCAAUAUCAUCCGCCUUGAAGGUGUCAUCACCCGUGGCCACCUGGCGAUGAUUGUGACCGAGUACAUGGAGAACGGCUCUCUGGAUGCCUUCCUGCGGACUCACGACGGGCAGUUCACCAUCACGCAGCUGGUGGGCAUGCUGAGGGGGGUGGGUGCUGGCAUGCGGUACCUCUCAGACCUGGGCUACGUGCACCGCGACCUGGCCGCCCGCAACGUCCUGGUCGACAGCAACCUGGUCUGCAAGGUGGCUGACUUCGGGCUCUCGCGGGUGCUGGAGGAUGAUCCAGAUGCCGCCUACACCACCACGGGAGGGAAGAUCCCCAUCCGCUGGACGGCCCCCGAGGCCAUCACCUUCCGGACCUUCUCCUCUGCCAGUGACGUGUGGAGUUUUGGUGUGGUCAUGUGGGAGGUGCUGGCCUAUGGGGAGCGGCCGUACUGGAACAUGACCAACCGUGACGUCAUCAGCUCGGUGGAGGAGGGGUACCGCCUGCCGGCGCCCAUGGGCUGCCCCCGCGCCCUGCACCAGCUCAUGCUUGACUGUUGGCACAAGGACCGGGCCCAGCGGCCUCGCUUUGCCCAGAUUGUCAGUGUCCUUGAUGUGCUGAUCUGCAACCCUGAGAGUCUCAGGGCCACGGCCACUGUCAGCAGGUGCCCGGCCCCAGCCUUCGCCCAGAGCUGCUUUGACCUCCGUGGGGGCGGGAAUGGCAGUGGGGGCCUCACCGUGGGGGACUGGCUGGACUCCAUCCGCAUGGGGCGCUACCGGGACCACUUCGCCGCUGGUGGUUACUCCUCUCUGGGCAUGGUGCUACGAAUGAACGCCCAGGACGUGCGUGCCCUGGGCAUCACUCUCAUGGGCCACCAGAAGAGGAUCCUGGGCAGCAUCCAGACCAUGAGGGCCCAGCUAACCAGUACCCAGGGGCCCCGCCGGCACCUCUGACCAGACCAAGCCAGCCCCAGGUCAUGCCAGCUGUCAGGACUUGCAGGGUUGGCUGGCAGUCAGGGCAGCCCCAGGUUUCUGCCCUUCCUCCUUGGCUACCUUUCUGUCAGGUGCCAGGGAGGCCAAAGACUCCACUGCAGGACCUGGAGUGAUCAGGGGUCGGGCCACCUGGGAAGGGACCUCAGGGCAGAGGGUCUGCUCUUUCCUAGAAGCUAGGGACUCAAUGCCACUGAGCCCAACAGAGAUGUCGCUCACCUGCCUCUGUGUGUGUGUGUGUGUGUGUGUGUGUGUGUGUGUGUGUCUGCGCGUGCGCACGUGCAUUCUUGUGCUAUGUGGGGUGUGUUCUCACAAGGUCAUGGGACUACAUGUGUGUGUGUCCACCCUCCAGGUCCCAGCAUGGAUGUGUGCCAGUUAGGGUACACGUGUUUAUUCAUUAAGACUGGGAGCACAUGUACAUAAGUGUGGGUGAUGUGAUGAAUGAUGGUUAAUGUUGCAGGCCUGUGAGCAGGGAACUCGGUGUGAUGCUGCCCAUCAAAAGUGGGCCCAGGUCCCAGCACCCACCCGGACCAGAGGGAGGCUCACGGCCGCCGUCCCCCCGCCUGGAGGCCGGAGCCAGGGGGCACUUCUGAUCCCCACCAGCACCAGGCCCACCCUUAUCUCCGCCCGGGUGAGCUCACCCCCGGCUCUAUCUCAGGUCUGAGCCCUCCCUCUAGCUGGUGGGGGACCAUGUGGCCUCUAUGUGGCUCUACUGCUGCUUCAACAGGAAAACAGGGUUCCCGGCCAGCCCUUCUGGCCGCCUCUGUAUAGAUAAUCACCACAGGGUACAGGGGCUGCUCUCAGCUGGGCUUGGCUGCCUGGCCAGAGGCCACCAAGUUCCCUCGAGUCUCUGAAGCCCCUCCACCGCCCAGGCCCCCUCACUUGGAAGUCCCUCCACCAACCUCACUGCCCCCAGCCCCAUGCCUGGGAUCAGGGACCAGAAGAUCCUAGCUUUUCAACCCCAAGUCCACCACUCCUGUGCCAUCUGGGCAGACCAAGGGCAUGUGCCUGUCCAAGGUCACACAGCAGCCAAAUUUCUGCGCUGAGCCUCCUUCCUCCCAGAGCUCUUCCCCCCCCACAUUAACCCACACAGACAGCUAUGAGUGGGAGGGGGCCUGGGACGCCCCCACACACACUCAGACUGACCCUCUCCCUUACGGCCCACCAGGGUAUGUAAAUAUCUUUUUUCUACCAUGUCAGAAUAUUUUUUUCUCACUCCUGACAAUGCAAAAAUGGUCUCCAAAGCACAUAAAAAGCACCCAGGGUGAGAAAGCUCCAGGAACCUGGAAGCCGUGGGGGCCCAAGGAACCCCACUGGGCAGGAUGCUGGGUACCCCCUGCUGGUCCCCAGGGAGGGGCAGGCCCAGCCCCCAGCCCUCCCAUAGCCAGCACAGCUGUUCCAGGGAGACACCAGCACUGAGAGCCCCCUCUCCCUCCUGCAAUAAUUAGGGGAAUCUCAGCCCCGCCCGGGUGCCGCGGCCAGCUCUCUACACCUCUAUCUAUAUACUUAUAUUACUAUAUAGCCAAGCUGUUCUUCCUAUGGAAGUCGGAAACAUGGUCAGCACACGAUCCGUGGAGGACCCUGUCUUCCUCCCACCCCCACCCCACUCUCACCCAGCCCUGGGCUCUGGAUCCUCAUAGUCGGGGGAACACAGUGGGGCUGACACUUGCAAAAGUGGGGCCCUGCUCCUGGUAUGAGGUGCCCCUCGAUCCCAGGGACCUGCCUCUCUGUGGUCUCCAUUGUGAGUCUUGAACUUGCCCACAAUGAGAAUAAAUUCUGCCUCAUCUUUGCCUGUGUCCCCCAUUUUUUCCAUUCCUACAACCCUUGACAUCUGGUCAGGAAGAAGCUCCCUCAUGCUGUGCACCUACUGUAUCCAGCCCAUGCGUUUCUUCCCGUCUCUCCCA